AUGACUGAAUUAUCAUUUAGUCAAAUCUCAUUUUUAACUUUCCAAGCUGUUGUUCAAGUUAUAAUUGUAUGUUUUGCAGGGUUUUGGGCUGCAAAAACUGGAUUAUUAAAUAAAAAUGCUCAAAAAGUUGUAUCUACGUUAAAUGUUGAUUUAUUUACUCCAGCUUUGAUUUUUUCAAAAUUGGCAAAAUCUUUAUCAUUUAAAAAAUUGAUUGAAAUUAUUGUAAUACCAAUUUUUUAUGCUUUAUCAACUGGUAUUUCAUUCUUGGUUUCUAAAAUUGUCACAAAAUAUUUAUCUUUAGAUGAAUAUGAAUCUAAUUUUGUUACUGCCAUGAGUGUUUUCGGUAACUCAAAUUCUUUACCAGUUUCAUUAACAGUGGCGUUAGCUUAUACUUUACCAAAUCUUGAAUGGGAAGAUGUGGAAAAUGAUGGCGCUGAUCAAAUUGCUGCUAGAGGUAUUUUAUAUUUAUUAAUUUUCCAACAAAUUGGUCAAGUUUUAAGAUGGUCAUGGGGUUAUAACACUUUAUUGAAAAGAAAUCCAACUCCUUUAACAAGUUAUACUGUUGAUGUGGAAAAUGAAGCUGCAAAUAACAACAAUACAACCAAUUCUGAUAAUGAUUCAACUUCUAAAUAUAAUCAACAAAGAAAUUUGUUUAAUGCAAGUUCAAAUUCUUCACAAAGUGAUCAUUUAUUAAACCCAAAUUAUGAUUAUGAUGAAGAUGAAGAAAAUAAUAGAGCUGGUGAUUUUAACGAUUAUUAUGAAGAACAGUCUUUUUUCAAAAAAUUGAUUCAUAAAAUUGAGCAAGGAUUUGAAAAAUUUAGAUCUGCAAUGAAUCCUCCAUUAUAUGCAAUGGCUGCAUCUGUUUUCGUUGCUUCAAUUCCUCCAAUUCAAGAAGCUUUUUAUGUUAAUAAUGGAUUUGUCCAAAACACAGUAUCAGAAGCUAUUAGACAAUUGGGUUCAGUUUCAAUUCCUUUGAUUUUGAUUGUUUUAGGUUCAAAUUUGUAUCCUUCACAAGAUACUCCACCUGCAUCACCAAAUUAUAAAAAAAUUGUUUUUGGUUCAUUAAUUUCAAGAAUGAUUAUACCCCCAUUAAUCUUGUUGCCAAUUAUUGCAUUCGUUGUUAAAUAUAUUCAAAUUAGUAUAAUUGAUGAUCCAAUUUUCUUGGUUGUUGCAUUUAUUUUAACUAUUUCUCCACCAGCUAUUCAAUUAUCUCAAAUUUGUCAAUUGAAUGAAUUGUUUGAAAAAGAAAUGGCUGGUGUUUUAUUUUGGGGUUAUGUUGUGUUAACUUUACCAACAACUAUUGUUACCGUUUCUGGUGCUUUACGUGUUUUGGAAUGGGCUAUUGAUGAUUAUUGA
Molecule: messenger RNA, 1356 nt
Organism: Hansenula anomala
Lineage: Eukaryota; Fungi; Ascomycota; Saccharomycetes; Phaffomycetales; Wickerhamomycetaceae
Exons: 1
Coding region: 1-1356 (451 amino acids)
Biological process (GO): transmembrane transport
Cellular component (GO): endoplasmic reticulum; membrane
Source: RefSeq, a predicted model, not a curated record